UCUAGUUGAGACAUCAAUCUGAAGUUCCCAUUUCUCUGCUACUACUCUCUGAUCUGUCUCCCUGUUUUCUCACCCUUGCUUGCCUCACCCCUGCGCAUUAGUAAGCAGCACCUAUUCUCUGUUUUCUCUUUGCAAUGCCUCCUCUCUGCGCCGCCUAACAGCCACCUACCCUCGACAUGGAUAUCGGAGGACUGACCACAGUGGUAGCAAACUCUGCUUACAUCAAUGCUCGCGGAAGCAUCGAUGGCUCCAAUGCAGCAGCGGCUCGGGAUAAGAAAUACCACUCUCGCCUCAAACUGCCUCACAUCACUGUGUGUGAGGGUCUGAGGGAGACCCUGGAUUUGGCCUUUGACUCCGUCUGCGUGGAGCAGCCUAUUGGCAAACGCCUCUUCAGGGAGUUCUUGAAUGCCAAUCAAGAGUACCAUGGGGCUUGCCGUCUGUGGAAAGACAUCGAGGACUAUGACCUGGCGGAGGAUUCUGACAGGGAAAAGAAGGCCUCAAAGAUUGUCCAGCGUUACAUGGACCCCUCUGCCAAACAUUACUGUCCGUUCCUGCCUGAGGACAUCAUAGCCAAGGUGAAGGAAGGCCUGGAAGCUGUAGGCGAUGACUUGUUCGCUGCAGCACUGGCCACAACGUUGGACUAUCUGCGGGAGGCCCCCUACACUUUCUUCAUGGAGAGCAUGUAUCUGAAGAGGUUCCUGCAGUGGAAGUGGCUCGAGAUGCAGCCCAUGGAUACAGACUGGUUCCUGGACUUCCGUGUGCUGGGAAAAGGUGGGUUCGGGGAGGUGUCUGCCUGUCAGAUGAAAGCCACAGGAAAACUGUACGCCUGUAAGAAACUCAACAAGAAGAGGCUGAAGAAGAGGAAAGGCUAUGAGGGGGCGAUGGUGGAGAAGAGGAUCCUGGAGAAGGUUCACAGUCGCUUCAUCGUGUCACUGGCGUACGCCUUCCAGACCAAGGAUGAACUUUGUCUGGUCAUGACCAUCAUGAAUGGAGGAGACCUCAAGUACCACAUCUACCUGGUGGAUGAGAACAACCCGGGGUUUGACGAGCCCAGAGCCUGUUUUUAUAUCGCUCAGAUCAUCCAAGGCUUGGAGCACCUCCACCAGAAGAGAAUCAUCUACCGAGAUCUCAAACCAGAGAACGUGCUCUUGGAUAAUGAUGGGAAUGUGCGCAUAUCUGACCUGGGUCUUGCUGUGGAGCUAAAAGAAGGCAAAACAAUGACCAAAGGAUAUGCAGGGACACCAGGGUACAUGUCUCCAGAGAUGCUGAAAGGUGAGAAGUAUGACACUUCUGUCGACUACUUCACUCUGGGAGUGACGCUGUACGAGUUCAUGGCUGCAAAGAACCCGUUCAGGAACAGGGGGGAAAAGGUCGACCGCGAGGAGAUGAAAGAGCGCAUGCUGACGCGGGUGGUGACCUAUUCAGACCAGUUCAGCGAGCACGCAAAGUCGCUCUGUGAGGGGCUGCUGGCCAGGGAGGUUGAUCAGAGGAUGGGCUUUAAGAAUGAGUGCUGUGAUGAGAUCAGAGCACACCCAUUUUUCAAAGACAUCAACUGGAGGAAACUGAAUGCAGGUAUUCUGCCUCCUCCUUUUGUCCCUGACCCUAAAGUGGUGUACGCUAAAAGUCUGGAUGACGUCGGGGCCUUCUCCUCGGUGAAGGGAGUGGCCUUGGAGGAUACUGACAAGACCUUUUUCGACGAGUUCUCCUCAGGCAACAUCCCCAUCCCCUGGCAAGAGGAGAUGAUCGACAUGGGGCUUUACGGAGAGCUAAACGUUUGGGGUCCUCAAGGCAGCAUCCCGGACGACCUCCGCAGGGAGUCCAUACUAGAGCAGCCAAAGUCGUCAACCUGCUGCGUUUCAUAGAGCCAUCGCAACACCUUGAAAAUGCAUCAACCAUCCGGUGUGCAGACUCGUAGUUCUGUAGAACACGUGACAUGAGGACCCAAAUACUCAGGACAGACACAAGUCUCUUCUGAACUUUCUGAUCGCAAACAGUUUAAGACUCUAAACUUUUUUUGGUGUCCGCAAGAAACAACAAGAACAGAAUGGAGCUGGAUUUUCAACCUGGAAUGGAAUCAAGGAUAGAUUUAAGAGUUAAGAAAGAUUAAAUGUGUUGACAUUUUAUCCUCUGUCCCCCAACACACACACACACACACACACACACACACACUCUUUCUCUAUCCGCUCUCUCUCUCUUCUCUUUGUGUGUGCAUGUGUUCAAGUAUUGCAAUGCUUUUAGGUUUAAAAUCACACUUAUAAGCAGGGGUUUAGUUACGUGGUGUGUUUGGUGCAAAGUCACGUGUUGAACAUGAUCACACACGCGCUCCCACAGUGUGUUUGCCAUUUCAUGGUAAGUGUUUCGGUUUGUCUUUGAGUUUACUGUCCCUUAGUUUUUAAUACAAGCAGCUAAAUCAACUGCUGCUGCCGAAACACCAAAAGCUGAGACACCAGAAACACAAAGUUUCAUGCUUUUGGAGAACGUUUUUCUUGUGUGUUUUAUUUCAUGGUUCAUUAUUGACUCUUUGCACCAAUAGCCAAGAGCAGAGCACCUCUGAUACAGACUGAUGUACUAUAGUCUCGUUGUUAUGAGAGAAACUGGAAUAUAGAGAAAUGUUGACAGCAAAUCAAUUUAUUUUCAAAAACAGAAAAGAUCAGAAAUAUCAAAUGUAUGAAAAAGUAGAAAGGAAAUAAAAUAGCUUAUUGAA
Molecule: messenger RNA, 2704 nt
Organism: Chelmon rostratus (copperband butterflyfish)
Lineage: Eukaryota; Metazoa; Chordata; Actinopteri; Chaetodontiformes; Chaetodontidae
Product: rhodopsin kinase GRK1-like
Exons: 7
Coding region: 177-1862 (561 amino acids)
Biological process (GO): regulation of signal transduction; signal transduction; protein phosphorylation
Cellular component (GO): cytoplasm
Molecular function (GO): ATP binding; rhodopsin kinase activity
Source: RefSeq, a predicted model, not a curated record